This is a messenger RNA of Volvox carteri f. nagariensis, 1101 nucleotides long. RefSeq lists its product as uncharacterized. Lineage: Eukaryota; Viridiplantae; Chlorophyta; Chlorophyceae; Chlamydomonadales; Volvocaceae. The record is from RefSeq and is a predicted model, not a curated record. The coding region runs from base 199 to 1101 and encodes 300 amino acids. The transcript is spliced from 6 exons.
GUGGGUAUACUCAUUGUGACAUUCGAGUACGACAGGACGAGAAGAAAAGAAAUCGAGAAGAAGAAAAAGGAGGAACAGGAGCGCCAGGCAAUACUUGACCAAGCCAAACGCGAACGGGAGCGGCUCCUACUGGAGAACCAGGAGCAGCAGGAUCUCAUCGGGCAGCUGCUACACCGGGUAGAGCGAUUAGAAACGGCCAUGCAGGAGCAGCAGCAGCGAAGAGCCAGACAGGGCAUCUUGCACGCCUUCUCCGCAGCGAAAUACUGCAAGAAGGACCACAUCGCCCAGCACGACGACCGAGCUUACACACCGGUGAAGCUUGACAAUGGCCGCAUCAUCACCACCUCCCGCACGCUGGCAGUCAUCUACUACCUUACUCGCGACUGGCGUGAGGAGUACGGCGGUGUGCUGGUGGACUUGGAAGACCCCACCGCCCCCCCGGGUGAGGGCCGCAAGGUCCCGCGCUACCAUGCCGUCACGGCCAUGACCACCGAUCGGCCUCGCUACUCGAUUUUUGGCUGGUUUUUGGAACCCGGCAAGCUGUACGAGCUGUACACGGGGAAGGAGGAAGACGAUAAGAGAGGGGGAGCAGGUGACCGCCAAGCGGCUGCGGUAGCGCAACCCGCAAAUCAGACAGGAGCUCAGCGCAAGGGACCUGCUCUUAGCAAAAAUACAACCACAAUCAUCACCACCGACGAUGACGACGACGACGGUAACGCAACAGCAACAGCAGCAACAAUAGCAGCUGCGCACGCGCAUGGGCAAGCCGGGGGUCGUGCAUCUGGACGCGGUAGAGGCAAGGCGGCUGGUCCUGCCAGCACGACGUCUCCGGACCAUGUCACCACACGGACAACUGCAGCGCCGCGACAUGGUGUACCGCAGAAGAAAGAGCAGGAGGCGCCCAAGGUGAAAGCGGAGCGGCGACAGCGCACCGGGGCUAAGCGGCAGCGGGAGGCCGCCGAGGCGGAGGGGGAUGUGGCUGCGCAGCACCAGCCUGGUCCACAGGCUGCUGCAGGGGCCCCAGCAGGGACCGUCACGCGAGGGAAACUGCGACUCCCUGGGCGCUGGCAGGGCCGGCGGAAACACGCCUGCGUCGGCUGA